Messenger RNA from Oncorhynchus gorbuscha (pink salmon), 1698 nucleotides. Its product is annotated as extensin-like. Lineage: Eukaryota; Metazoa; Chordata; Actinopteri; Salmoniformes; Salmonidae. The coding region runs from base 1 to 1698 and encodes 565 amino acids. The record is from RefSeq and is a predicted model, not a curated record. The transcript has 2 exons.
AUGGUGUGUACAGAGGGGCGUUACUUUACAGGAAAACCCAGUGCUCCCCCACCAGGCAGACCCCAGUGCUCCCCCACCAGGCAGAACCCAGUGCUCCCCCACCAGGCAGAACCCAGUACUCCCCCACCAGGCAGAACCCAGUGCUCCCCACCAGGCAGAACCCAGUGCUCCCCACCAGGCAGAACCCAGUGCUUCCCCACCAGACAGAACCCAGUGCUCCACCACCAGGCAGAACCCAGUGCUUCCCCACCAGGCAGAACCCAGUGCUUCCCCACCAGACAGAACCCAGUGCUCCCCCACCAGGCAGAACCCAGUGCUCCCCACCAGGCAGAACCCAGUGCUUCCCCACCAGGCAGAACCCAGUGCUCCCCACCAGGCAGAACCCAGUGCUCCCCACCAGGCAGAACCCAGUGCUCCCCCACCAGGCAGAACCCAGUGCUCCCCACCAGGCAGAACCCAGUGCUCCCCCACCAGGCAGAACCCAGUGCUCCCCCACCAGGCAGAACCCAGUGCUUCCCCACCAGGCAGAACCCAGUGCUCCCCCACCAGGCAGAACCCAGUGCUCCCCCCCACCAGGCAGAACCCAGUGCUCCCCACCAGGCAGAACCCAGUGCUCCCCACCAGGCAGAACCCAGUGCUCCCCACCAGGCAGAACCCAGUGCUCCCCACCAGACAGAACCCAGUGCUCCCCACCAGGCAGAACCCAGUGCUCCCCACCAGGCAGAACCCAGUGCUCCCCACCAGGCAGAACCCAGUGCUCCCCACCAGGCAGAACCCAGUGCUCCCCCACCAGGCAGAACCCAGUGCUCCCCCACCAGGCAGAACCCAGUGCUCCCCCACCAGGCAGAACCCAGUGCUCCCCCACCAGGCAGAACCCAGUGCUCCCCACCAGACAGAACCCAGUGCUCCCCACCAGGCAGAACCCAGUGCUCCCCACCAGGCAGAACCCAGUGCUCCCCUCCCCAGUGCUCCCCACCAGGCAGAACCCAGUGCUCCCCACCAGGCAGAACCCAGUGCUCCCCACCAGGCAGAACCCAGUGCUCCCCACCAGGCAGAACCCAGUGCUCCCCACCAGGCAGAACCCAGUGCUCCCCCCCACCAGGCAGAACCCAGUGCUCCCCACCAGGCAGAACCCAGUGCUCCCCACCAGGCAGAACCCAGUGCUCCCCACCAGGCAGAACCCAGUGCUCCCCACCAGGCAGAACCCAGUGCUCCCCACCAGGCAGAACCCAGUGCUUCCCCACCAGGCAGAACCCAGUGCUCCCCCACCAGGCAGAACCCAGUGCUCCCCCACCAGGCAGAACCCAGUGCUCCCCACCAGGCAGAACCCAGUGCUCCCCACCAGGCAGAACCCAGUGCUCCCCCACCAGGCAGAACCCAGUGCUCCCCACCAGGCAGAACCCAGUGCUCCCCACCAGGCAGAACCCAGUGCUCCCCACCAGGCAGAACCCAGUGCUUCCCCACCAGGCAGAACCCAGUGCUCCCCACCAGGCAGAACCCAGUGCUCCCCACCAGGCAGAACCCAGUGCUCCCCCACCAGGCAGAACCCAGUGCUCCCCCACCAGGCAGAACCCAGUGCUCCCCCACCAGGCAGAACCCAGUGCUCCCCACCAGGCAGAACCCAGUGCUCCCCACCAGGCAGAACCCAGUGCUAGUGAUUCAGACCCCAUCAACCAGAAGACAGAAUCACUCAAGUAG